This is a messenger RNA of Acytostelium subglobosum LB1, 1086 nucleotides long. RefSeq lists its product as hypothetical. Gene Ontology annotation, cellular component: chaperonin-containing T-complex. Bases 1 to 1086 code for a protein of 361 amino acids. The transcript is spliced from 2 exons. Gene Ontology annotation, molecular function: ATP binding; ATP-dependent protein folding chaperone. Lineage: Eukaryota; Evosea; Eumycetozoa; Acytosteliales; Acytosteliaceae. Gene Ontology annotation, biological process: protein folding. The record is from RefSeq and is a predicted model, not a curated record.
AUGUUCCUAGUAGACAAUGGACUCGUUGUUGGCAAUGCCAUCGACAGUGACCCAACAACAAUGACCAUUGCAAUAUGUCAAGCAUUGAACAUUCUGCGGAAGGAUGACUGGUCUACACGUCUGUCCAGCAUUACGUUUGUCAAAGGAAUGAGAGGUGUUGUGGAGAAUGAACAACAUCAAGAACGCGUUAGCGUCAAGAGUGGCUUGGUGGCAAAAUGUAGGCCAGCGUCAGUGAGGAAGUCAAUGCCCAAUGAUGUCAAGUUGAUACUCUUUGGCAUCGAUAUCAAUAAGCAACGAUCAUCACAGUCGUUACAAAUGGAGUUAAAGUUCGAGACUGUUGAUAAUCUGUUGUCAUGGGAGCAUGAGGAGGAACGAGCAAUCAAGAGAUGGGUUGACAGCUUGGUUCAGAAUGGAGUCAAUACUUUGAUCACAUCUGGCGAGGUGGACAACAUAGUGUUGCACUAUCUCAAUCUCGCCAAUAUGUUGGUAUUCAAACGAAUCAACAUUGUAUCACUUCAACAUGUAUCAAGGUUAUCCAAUGCACCCAUAAUACAUAGCGAACAAUACUCUAUCGAUGUGAGCAACACAAAGAAUGUUGGAACAUUAAUAUCAAUCUUACCAUUCAACGAUGGAUUGGAUUGGGAUGACAACCAAUCUUCACCUUUCUAUUAUCACUUCUUUGUUGACAACGUUGAUCAACGUAGAAGUAGUCUGGCCACUAUAGUCAUUAAUGAGAGUGACUUUGUAUUCCAAUCGAUGAGGAAACAAGGUCAGGAUAUACUAUAUGGUCUGGCACAGUUGUUGGACGAUGACACCAAUCAUUUCAUCAAGAUAGACAACAGUGGCGAGUUGGAAACAUUACUAUCCAAUCAUAUUCACAAGAAAGCACAACAAGAAUCCACUUCCAUUAUGUUUGCACUUGACAAGUAUGCUGAAGCAUUGUCCAGUGUACGCCCACCUCAGGUCAACAUCCUGAACCAUUCACUUCGUAAGAAUGUUUACAAGAGUGCAACUGACCUGGCAUGUAUACUCAUUCAAGUUCAAAACUUUAUCGAAUCGCAGACUACGCCACCAUCUAGAUCAUGA